GUCGCAAUCAGUCAUUGAACAAAACUGGACGCGCUAACAUACUCUGCCUCGUGGUUCAUUAAUUACUAAGUCGUGCACAACUCCUUCAAGAGGCAUCGAACAUCAUACAGAACGAGGAAGUGUGGAAAGUAUCAACUUUCUUCCCGUAUCGCUCCAGACCAGACGCUCCUUAUCAGCACGUUGCGGUACCGAUGAAGAAACUUUGCGUGCACCGCGCUCGUCUGUGAACUCUUGACCGAAAUUUAAUCGUUUAUAUUUUGACGUCGGUACCGAAGUAGUAUUCUGCGUUUUUCGCGAGGUGAUUUUCCGAGUUGCGGACACUGAUUGACGGGGCCGACUCAUUGAGGUUCUAAUCGCCGCGCCAGCCUGAACUUGAUCUACUGAGUUAUUAAGUGAGUACAGGGACAGUUUAGAACAUAUUGGAGCACGCAAGUGGAAGAGAUUGCAGUUCUAGAAGAAUAAUCCUCAAAAAGUGAGAUAAUUGAUGCAGAAGAACAGCUGGCAAGAUGCAUUUGGUGAACGGAACGGGACUGUUGCUACCUACGUUUAUGUUGCUGUCGAAUUAUAAGGAAGAGAGUUUGGUAACUCGAUAUCCGGAUAUGAACGAAGAGUACCGUGCGGACCCAAAUAAUCCAGCCUGCUACGGAGUCUACGGAUGCUUCCCAAUUACUCCACCCUGGACGGACGAACGCCGUCCCAUAGCUCUCUACCCGGAAUCACCGGCUAAGGUAAAUGUCCGUUUCCCGGUGUUCAAUCAGCGAACCCGAGCUUACCCAAAAUUCAUCAACCUUGACGAUCCGGACUAUCUACACGAGGUGGGAAUCAACCCAUCCGGCCGGAUCUACAUCCUUACCCAUGGAUUUCUGGAGUCGGGAAAAGCCAAAUGGAUCGAACGGAUGGUCAAUCUGCUACUGGAUCAGGACGUCGAUGGUACGGCGACAUGCAUUGUCAUCGACUGGGGAGGCGGUUCGAGCCCACCGUACAACCAGGCCAGUGCCAACGUCCGACUGGUUGGAGCGAUCGCUGCCCACAUGAUUCACUUGAUUUCUGAAGAAUUCCGCUUCAAAAACUUGGACAACGUCCACAUGAUCGGCCACUCUCUGGGGGCACAUCUUUCCGGCUACACCGGGUACUACCUGCAGAAGGACUUUAAUCUGAAACUUGGUCGCAUCACCGGAAUGGAUCCUGCCGAAUUGGCCUUCACUGAGACGAAUCCGAUCGUUCGGUUGGAUGUGACGGAUGCCAAAUUCGUAGACAUCGUGCACAGCGAUGCGACGCCAUUCGUUCCGAAGAUCGGACUGGGUUUGUACGAACCUAUUGGUCAUUUGGACUUUUAUCCAAAUGGAGGAUUCAACCAACCCGGAUGCGAUCAGUCCCUGAGGAAACGGAAAGAUGGGCUGUGGAUCUCGAACAUGUUUCAGUUCUUCAGCUGCAGCCAUGGCCGUUCGAUAGAGUUCUACAUCGAGAGUAUUCGCGACAAAUGCCCGUUCACUGCGAUCACGUGCGAAAGCUACGAGCAGUUUUUGGCAGGAGAUUGUUUCGACUGUGAUCGGGAUGGACAUAUGUGCUUCCGGUUUGGGUUCAAUAGCUACAACACCUACCGGAGUUUGAAGGAAGCAAAUCAAUUACUUGGGAAUCGGGAGAUUCAGGCUUUCUUUAUAACCGGUCCUGGGGAGCCGUAUUGUAGGACGCAUUACAAAGUGCUGAUCAAGAUUUCCGAUACGGAGGAGAGUGUUAUUCAUGGUGGCGAGAUUGGUAUAUUCCAUUUGAAUAUUUAUGGUAGCAAGGGCGAACACUCUGAUAAGAUGGCGUUCACUAAAGAUGCAGAGUUGUACGAACCCGGUCGGAACUACACUCGAGUGUUGGCUGGAACCAGUGUCGGCAAGCCCCGGAAGAUAACCCUAAGUUGGGAAUACAAUACAAGCUUCCUGAACCCUUUGACGUGGCGAAUUUUGAACUCUCCCCGGGUUUACAUCGAGUACAUCAUUCUGCAGUCCCUGGAAUAUAGAAGUAAGAUCCGUCUCUGCCCACACUACAACAAACCAGUGACGGAAAACGUGGACAGUUUGUUCACGCAGGAAAACUGCCGCCACUACCCUGUUCCAUUGGAAACAGUGAUCAGUUGAACGAGCCCCGUUGAACUUCUGCAGGUAUUAGAUGAUCUGCACACCGCAUCAAUGCAACUUCACCAGUAAUCUUAGAUUUACGCUAAUUAGAUCGACUUACUCUUUAGGAUAAUCCAUAACAGCAACAACCAUGUAUUAAUUUUAUACACGUAACAAUUGUA
Messenger RNA from Armigeres subalbatus, 2287 nucleotides. Its product is annotated as pancreatic lipase-related protein 2-like. Lineage: Eukaryota; Metazoa; Arthropoda; Insecta; Diptera; Culicidae. Bases 507 to 2126 code for a protein of 539 amino acids. Gene Ontology annotation, molecular function: protein binding; triacylglycerol lipase activity. The transcript has 4 exons. The record is from RefSeq and is a predicted model, not a curated record. Gene Ontology annotation, biological process: lipid catabolic process.